Salvelinus sp. IW2-2015 is the source of this 3128-nucleotide messenger RNA. The record is from RefSeq and is a predicted model, not a curated record. NCBI's taxonomy places the organism in Eukaryota, Metazoa, Chordata, Actinopteri, Salmoniformes, Salmonidae.
CCCAGAAUUCCGUUUUUCCCGGUGUAGAGUGUAGCAAGCUAUUUUGGCUACUGCAGGCAGUGGCAGGAUGACAUAGGGGAGACUUUAACGGUCUGCAGCUAUAGCUUGGAGGAACUGCACCUCRGACCAGAGAUUUUGGAGGACACAGGAUACCCGGGUGAAUCGCCAUGACGACAGAACCAAAUUCAGAGUCUAGCGCGGACCAGCAGGAGGCCAGUGCGGCUCCACAACUGGAGGCGGACUCUUUUCCCCCGGCUGCCGCCCACAGYACGCCUGUCAGGAAAGAGCAGAACGGCGACGAGAGAGCGGAGGGAGGCGUGGUCCCACAGGGGAAUCAGCUGGAGCCAUCGCAGGCGGAGGAGGACAGGACCUCGUACAGGUCGUCCACCAGUAAGCUGUCCAGGUCUCCCGGUGGAGGACGGAGUGUCCGCAGCUCCAGGAACAUGCAGUGCAAGGUCACYCUGCUCGAUGGCGCCGUCUACACCUGCGUGGUGGAGAAACGGGAGAGAGGCCAUGUGUUAUUUGACAAAGUGUGUGAGCAGCUCAACCUCCUGGAAAAGGACUACUUUGGCAUCACAUUCCGGGACAUCGAAAACCAAAAGAACUGGUUAGACCAAUCCAAGGAGAUGAAGAAACAGAUCAGAGGAGCCACCUGGAAUUUUUCAUUCAAUGUGAAGUUCUACCCUCCAGAYCCUGCCCAGCUGUCUGAGGAUAUUACAAGAUAUUACCUGUGCCUCCAGUUGAGGGAUGACGUGGUGUCUGGGCGUCUGCCAUGCUCUUUCGCCACCCACACGGUGCUGGGAUCCUACACGGUUCAAUCAGAGUUGGGGGACUACGAUCUCGAGGAGUCUGGGACGGACUACGUCAGCGAGUUCCGCUUCGCCCCCAACCAGACCAAGGAGCUGGAGGAGAAGGUCAUGGACCUGCACAAAAAYUACAAAGGAAUGACGCCAGCUGACGCUGAGAUGCACUUCCUGGAAAAUGUGAAGAAGCUUUCCAUGUACGGAGUUGACCUGCACCAUGCCAAGUUGGUAGGAAGCCUGUUUGAGUGCUUGUCUCCAGCUAAGGGCGAGGAUUCUGAGGGUGUUGAGAUCAUGUUGGGCGUGUGCUCUAGCGGUCUUCUGAUCUACCGUGACCGCCUGCGCAUCAACAGGUUCGCCUGGCCCAAGGUCCUCAAGAUCUCCUAUAAAAGGAAUAAUUUCUACAUCAAAAUACGCCCCGGAGAGUUUGAGCAGUUUGAAAGCACCAUCGGGUUCAAGCUCCCCAACCAUAAGGCGGCCAAGAGACUAUGGAAAGUCUGCGUGGAGCACCACACCUUUUUCAGGUUGGUGUCUCCAGAAACUCCCCCCAAGAAGUUCCURAACCUGGGCUCUAAGUUCCGAUACAGYGGGAGAACCCAGGCCCAGACGCGACGAGCCAGCUCCCAGAUCGUCCGUCCGGCRCCCCGCUUCGAGCGCUCCACCAGCAAGCGCUACAUCAUGUCGCGCAGCCUGGACGGAGAGAUGGGCUCGGACCUAUACGGAAGGGCGAAGGGCAUCGCCAUGAGCGACCUCAUCACCACCGUGACACCGGAGAAAAAGGUGGAGGAGAGGAAGGCGGAGGAAGAGGUGGAAGUGGAGGUGGAAGUGGAGGUGGAAGUAGAGGUGGAAGUAGAGUUGGAAGUAGAGGUGGAGGAGGUGGAGGAGGAGGAUGAGACCACGAAAGCCACCGAGAUCUCUCUACCAAGUCCAACCUCUCCCAUUCGACACGACACCAAGACUGAACUGACUGACACUGGUGUCGAUGGUGAACUGACAGCCACGGAGUCGGACCAGGAGGAUGAGUCCGAGUUAAAGACACAGGACACAGUGGGCACGCCGGAGGAGCUGUUGAAACACUCGACCAACAUCAGUGAGCUCAAGCGGUCGUUCCUGGAGACGGGCGCCGACUCGGCUGCUACCGAAUGGGAGAAGAGGCUGUCAUCGUCCCCCCUGCGCUCGCCGCGCCUUGACGAGGCCCCCAUGAUCGAACCCCUGGAACUCGACGAGGUACCGAGCCAAGAGGAUGAGGGAGAGGAUGAGAGAGAGAGAGCCAUGGCUGCAGGCGGUAGCGUUGAGGAGGACAUCAAGCACAGCCCUGUGGAUACUAAGACUACUGUGCCAAAGCCGACCUUUGAGGAGAUGUCCCCGGAGCUCACCGCUCUCUUACAGUCGGCCAGAGAUCAGACCAGCACGCGGGUCUGGACUGCUUCGCCUGCCUUUAGUCAGACCGUGUUUAAGACAACAGAGAAGGUGGAGCGGAUCGUGCUGCAGACAGAGGUGGUAUCAUCCCAACAAGAAAAAGACCAGGACCAGCCUGAGCUGAAGUCGGCACAGCCAGAACAGCCUGACAACUUGGAGAACCAGGCAGAGCAUCAGACUGAGCAGUUGUCUGUGCUGGAGGCUCCAGAGGUCCUGACCUUCAACAGGGCAGGCGUGGUGGAUGUGACCCAUGGGGUCCCUGUAAUACACACGGAAAUGAAAACUGUCACAUACCAGUCACUAGAGGCUGACGCUGAUCCCGAGGCGGGGGUGUUGAUGAGUGCCCAGACCAUCACCUCAGACACCACCAGCACCACCACAACCACACAUAUCACCAAGACUGUGAAAGGAGGCAUCUCGGAAACCAGGAUCGAGAAGAGAAUCGUAAUCUCGGGUGAUGCAGACAUGGACCAUGACGAGGCCUUGGCUCAGGCCAUAAAGGAGGCCAAAGAGCAGCACCCUGACAUGUCAGUGACCAAAGUAGUGGUCCACAAAGAGACUGAGAUCACGCCCGAGGAGGGCGAAGAGUGACCGCAGGAGUGACGGGUCACCAGGUUCACUAACGUUUCGGGAGCAUUCUGUUAACGUUACUUCACGCUGUUCAGAGUAAGGGACGCAAGCAGGAUAGUGGCGUUGCCGACGGACAGCACCCCACUGUAGCAGACACUAAUACUGCAUCCGACCACUACUGAACUAACCUCAUCCACCCACACUCCCUCACUCACUCACCAUCACUACUGGCAAACACAAACCUCCAAAGCUACCUUCAUAGGAACAUGUAUAUUGCAUGAAAAGGGAACAAUUCUGCAUUUUUGUAAAAGAAAAAAAAAAGAAGAUAUAUCAAAAGUU